Osmia bicornis bicornis is the source of this 1579-nucleotide messenger RNA. RefSeq lists its product as uncharacterized. The transcript has 2 exons. Gene Ontology annotation, biological process: regulation of exit from mitosis. Gene Ontology annotation, cellular component: nucleus. Lineage: Eukaryota; Metazoa; Arthropoda; Insecta; Hymenoptera; Megachilidae. The record is from RefSeq and is a predicted model, not a curated record. The coding region runs from base 249 to 1001 and encodes 250 amino acids.
UCCUAACAGAAAUAUGUGAAACACUUCGCACUGCACCAGUUUUACAAAAAAUAUUUCUAACUUAAAACUGUGGUUUCAAACUGUGAUUCUUUUUAAUCUCGUACACAUUAUGUUACAUUUAUUACAAAAAAUGUGUUUAUAAGUUUAUAAAAAUAUACUGUUGGUAUUUUUAAUAAAAAAGAUAGAGGAAGCGUUUGAAUUUGGUUAUGUAUUUGUAUACAACAAUUUGAAGAAAGAAAGAAAUCAAAAUGAAUAUUAAUGUGACACUUGAUGAACGUUUGACAAGUAACAGUUGCGUGAAACUCGUAAUUGAAUUACUAAAGUAUAUCUUAUAUCAGAAACAGCAAAUACCAUUUACAUAUGAUUCAUUAAAUCAGCUACAAAUGAAAAUCACUGAUAGAAAUUUGUCUUCUAUAAAGUCUUUAUUAAAUUCUUUAAAGAAUACAUCAGAGCAAUUGAAUUCACAAUUUCAUCUUAAAGGAUGUGAAAUCAAGGAAAUUGCUAUACUUAUCGGUGCUACUAUAAUAUCACCAAGAUUACAUGUUAGAGUGGAAUUUCCCUCUGAUGUUCUUAGUAGUCAAGAUCAUCAUGAAUAUAAACAUGCUUCUAGGAAACCUCUUUUAAAUUUAAUGAGAUCAAUGUUGGAAUGUUCAGAGUUUCAAGAUGCUUUGACUUCACCAUUACAUCCUACAAAUACUUUUGUGCUGAUACAAAAGAGCGAUAGUAAUGCAGUAUCAGAAUUCUUUUUACCUAAACCACAGUAUAUACCUCCAAUACAUACUUCUAAUUAUUUUGUAAUUAAGUUGCAACAUAGUGAUCAAGUCAAAGUAGAUUGUAAUUGUAUAGAUAUAGUAAAAGUUUAUAAUGAAGUAUCAGACUGCAACACUAAUAAAGGUAGGGACAUUCAAUUGUUAAAUAAUUCAAAUGGAAAUAAUACACAUUCUCCUUACUGUUGGUAUCAGUCUAAAGAAGUAAUUAAAGGAUUCAAAUUUAUAAGAUGACCAUAAAUAUAUUAAUGUAACUAUAGGCAAUUGAAAUAGCAUAUUUUUUACUAUCAUGAAAUAUCAGUGUUGAAAAGCAGUAUAUUACUAUUAAUAGAUUUAUUGUUAUAAUGUAGAAAAUACGUUAAUCAUAAUGUUACAAACAUAUGACUAAUUGCAAAUAUAUAUAGAUUAUGUUUUAAAAUUUUUAAAUACUGAUAUGUACAUUGAUCAUACUUAUACAAUUUAUAAAUACAAUUUGUACUAAAACUACUUUUUCUUUCUGUCUUUUUCGUAAUUAUCUUCUGUUGUUUUGUCCUGAUUAACAGUGUCUAAAAUAUUGAGUGGUAGCUUAUAAAUUGUAACUUUUAAAAUCCUAAAAUCAACGAUUAUUAGUAUUCUCAUUAUCAGUAUUAUUAAUCCUCCAAUCCAACUCCACGUCAUUAUGAUUGAAAACAACUGCAACCAUAAUACUGUUUUGCACAUAUCAUAAUGAUGAAAAUUAGACAUUUCUACAUAUGAUUGUAUGAUUUCACAUUCACUGCAAAUUUAUUGUUAAAAUAGUAUGUUAAAAAUAUAGUAAAGUAACUUGUAUCCAA